GCUAAUGUGCCAGUGCCCGCGGAAGCUCUGGGCUUGCUUUCUGCGCUUAGCAAACGAGCACAGAAGGAAGGCAGGGCUCCCUGGCUGGGAGGAGGGAGGAGAGCUGAAGAUCCCAGCCUGGGCCGGCUCAGCUAAGCAAAGUGGGCAGCUCAGUGCUUGAAAGAGGAUUUUGCUCGCACUAGAUCUGUGGUUCUCUGGUCAGCGAGUCCUGGCAAUGAAGCCACUGCCGAUGGUGCAAGGAAUUCUGGGAUGUCUGACAGUGAAAUGGAUGGAAGGGCUCACAUUCCAUCUCUACUUAAUGCUCUUUUGUCCAGAAACCGGGUCAUGCAGAUGAGCUCCUUGAAAAGUAAAGAACAAGGCUAUGGGAAGCUAAGCGGCGAUGAAGACCUCGAAAUAAUUGUUGAUCCGAAGCAGGGGAAAGGCUCUAGGGCGGCAGAUAAGGCUGUUGCCAUGGUGAUGAAGGAGAUACCGAGGGAGGAGUCUGCCGAAGAAAAACCCCUCCUUACUGUGACAUCACAGCUGGUGAAUGAACAGCAGGAAAGCAGGCCCCUCCUGAGCCCCUCCAUCGACGACUUCCUCUGUGAAACCAAAUCCGAGGCUGUGGCGAGGCCAGUCACAUCCAACACCGCAGUGUUGACCACUGGCUUGGACCUCCUUGACCUGAGUGAACCUGUCUCUCAAACCCAAACCAAAGCCAAGAAGUCUGAGGCCUCAUCCAAGAGCUCAUCCCUAAAGAAGAAAGCUGAUGGGCCCGACCUCAUCAGUGCAGAUGCUGAGCAGAGGACCCAGACUCUGCGGGGCUCUGAGACCUCAUCCUUAGAUCUAGACAUCCAAACACAACUGGAAAAAUGGGAUGAUGUCAAGUUUCAUGGAGAUCGAACAAGCAAGGGCCAUCCCAUGGCAGAGAGAAAAUUGUGCUCAUCUAGAACCGGAUCAAAGGAGCUCCUGUGGUCCUCAGAACACAGAUCUCAGCCAGAGCUGAGCACAGGGAAGAGCAUCCUCAACCAAGAGUCCACUUCCGAGUUGGAACUAGUAGCUCCGGCACAGGCUCGCCUGACCAAAGAGCACCGCUGGGGGACGGCUUUGCUCUCCAGGAACCACUCCUUAGAAGAGGAAUUUGAAAGGGCAAAAGCAGCAGUAGAGUCAGAUACAGAGUUCUGGGAUAAGAUGCAAGCCGAGUGGGAAGAAAUGGCCCGGAGGAACUGGAUGUCUGAGAACCAAGAGGCUCAGAACCAAGUCACUGUCUCUGCCAGCGAGAAGGGAUAUUACUUUCACACGGAAAACCCCUUCAAGGACUGGCCUGGAGCAUUUGAAGAAGGGUUGAAACGGCUGAAGGAGGGCGACCUGCCUGUCACCAUCCUGUUCAUGGAGGCAGCGAUUCUCCAGGACCCUGGAGAUGCUGAGGCGUGGCAGCUCCUUGGAAUAACCCAGGCGGAGAACGAAAACGAGCAGGCAGCCAUCGUCGCCCUCCAGAGGUGCCUGGAGUUGCAGCCCAACAACCUGAAAGCACUGAUGGCCUUGGCUGUGAGUUACACCAACACGGGACACCAGCAAGAUGCCUGUGAGGCGCUGAAGACCUGGAUUAGGCAAAACCCCAAGUACAAAUACCUUGUCAAGAACAAGAAGGGCUCUCCAGGCCUCACUCGGCGGAUGUCUAAGUCCCCGGUUGACAGCUCUGUUUUGGAAGGAGUGAAGGAAUUAUACUUGGAAGCGGCCCACCAAAAUGGUGACAUGAUCGACCCAGACCUGCAGACAGGUCUUGGGGUGCUGUUCCACCUGAGUGGGGAGUUCAACAGAGCAAUUGAUGCAUUUAACGCUGCCUUAACUGUUCGGCCAGAGGACUACUCACUGUGGAACCGUCUGGGGGCGACCUUGGCAAACGGAGACCGCAGUGAGGAGGCCGUGGAGGCCUACACGAGAGCACUGGAGAUUCAGCCAGGCUUCAUCCGGUCCAGAUACAACCUGGGGAUCAGCUGCAUCAACCUGGGUGCCUACAGAGAAGCAGUGAGCAAUUUUCUCACUGCCCUCAGCUUGCAAAGGAAGAGCAGAAACCAGCAGCAGGUCCCUCACCCCGCCAUCUCGGGGAACAUCUGGGCCGCCCUCAGAAUUGCACUGUCACUGAUGGACCAGCCAGAACUAUCCCAGGCAGCCAAUCUGGGUGACCUGGACGUCCUCCUAAGAGCUUUCAACUUGGAUCCUUGAAGGCAAAGACAAAAAGAGAGAAUAAUAAUCCCUCAUCUGUGUUAUUGUACUGAGAAGGGGAAAAACUAUUUUAUUAUGCAUUUCAACAAAAGGGAUAAAUCAGAUAUUCAAAAGGCCAUGGUCAUAUAACCCAAGGGAAUUGAUUCCUACAAAGUCCAGUCUGUGUUCAGAUACAGAAGCACAAAUAGAGUCAAGGUCAGGUUCAAGAGAACCGAGAUUCUCGAGACAAACCAAGAUAAAAGUAACCGUGUGCUCAUCACAGGUUGCAAGUGUAUUACAAACAUGGUCUUCAAGCUUUCUGUCCCCAGUUGUAGCUGGUGACACAUCUGAGGAGCCUGUUUGUGGGACACACAAGAAAGCAUGGCCUCAGAUCAGGGAAUUCAGACUGUCUCUAACCCGUCUCCCCGAGCUCCUUUUUGCAAGGCUGAGCAUAGUUUGGGCCACUGGUGCAUGCACACGUUAACCUGACUGAAGGCAGGCACUGCGUUACCCUGCUCCAGUUUUAACUUUUACUGUAGCCUUUGUUUCCAGAGAGACAGACAGCUUUGCUGGCAAAAGCAGUUUUUGCACUAGAAAUUUUUGCUGUUCCCAAUGAAAUCUUUUCUGGGAUUGUAUAUAAUAUGCACUUUAAUAUCUUAUUUAUGCCUUGCUGGAGUUCUGGUUUGUGGCUCCAAUUUUUAACUUGGGGGUGAAAGAUUUGGGAACUCAGACUUGUUAACUCAAUGGACCAAAUAAAAAUAUUCUGGAAAAUGGUUUUUCAUAGCAUAGGGUUUUGAACGAGUGUUGACAUAAGGUAUAAAUAUGUCAAGCCCAGUUCUCUUUCACGUGCUUUCUGGAACUAUGAAUCACAGUGGGAGACGAGAUUUGACUCUCCCCUCUCCUCUACAGAAGGAAACUUGUUGGCUCUGAGGUUUCUACUGAGUUUGCAUUAACUUCGCUUACGUGCCACACGUCACUGGCUUUCUAACUACCCUGCACAACAAUAUUCCUUUUAAACUGCUACUAUUUUAAAUGGUAUUUCUUAAGAAUGGUAAAUACAUUUUUUCCUAAAAAUGAUGUUUCCUCAGUUCCGUACGGUCUGCUCUGCCCACGUGUCGCUUGUGAGUGUUUGUAACUGAGACGCUCUGUGCGCCAGUCUCUGAAAGAUGCACAGCCCUUUGACUCUUGUCUUAAAUGUUUACCAGGUAGCAGGCUUCUUCUAUCAGCAGUUUCUUAUUUAAUUGAUUACCUUUCACAUACCCUUCUGAGUAUGUUGUGAGUGUUUGGAAUUAGGUGAUCAUUUUGAAAGAUGCAUUUUAUAAGGAAUUAUGAAAGUCAUUGGCAAAAACCUAACCAAAAUAUCAUUUUGCUCAGACCAAAUUCUAGUAAGAUGUCCUGUUUGUCUUUACUUUGUCCUCUUCCAUCCUGAAUCUUCCUGAAAGCUGUAUGAUUCCCAAAAACUUAAAUUUGGGUCAAAGCAGGGGAAUUAGCUUCCAUGGAUCAGAAAUAUACCCAUAUGCUGAAUGGACUUCUCCAUCUCUGGGGAAUCCCUGCAUUGUGAAGGGCUGAAAUUCCCAUCAACACUAGUCCUAGAGGCUUAUCUAUAUCGCAAGCUGUCUAGUUUAUAAGGACAAAGACUGGAAGCCACUGUGGUUGGUGUCAGGCUUUGCUGUUUGUUGACGAAGCUCCCUGUGGCAGGGCAGUAGCUGGGCAGCUGGAGGCAGAGGCCAUAAGGCACCUGCCCCGGGGCAGAAGUGACAGCUCACGCUUGGCUUAUAGUCUGAGCAGGAAAGGAAAAAUCAAACAUAUGCUCAAGAAUGGCAUUCCCUAGACUAUCAGAAACAUUUGGGGAAGGAUUUCUAGGAGCAGAGUACAGACCACAACACCUGCCUGUCAGGCAUCCCCGAUGGGCCACUGACCAUUCCUGCCUACUUUUCCCUCUUCACUCUGCACAUCAGCCUCUGACCAGUUGACUCAGAUCCGUAAGAGGCCACCAGGAACCUCUGAACUAAGAAUUCAAAGCAACCUUCACAGGAGCUCUGUUCCUGACGCCCAGCUUCUCAGCUGCACCCAGACAUGCCAUAAUUACCAGCUGCACCCUCAGCCAUGCUAACCCUUCACACUUAAGAUCAGUCAGGUCUGCAGCCUGGCCAUAGUAUAAAUGUGCAAUGUUCCAUUUAACUUGACUGCUGCUAAGUGGUCUCAAAUUUCUGUGGCCCCAGAUUAUUUUGCCAUUUGAAUACUAAGUAACUUCAAAUUCCAGGGAGUUAUUUUAGGGACAGUUGACAACUGUCUGUUCCACUGUUACUUGGCAAUUUGUAGUAUAUUCCUUAUUAGACAUGUCAUCUGCAUCUUUUAGUGUUUGCUUUUUAAAUGCAGAACUAUUUGGCUCUUUUCAUCUUCAUGACAAGAGAUUGCCAUUUCCUCCAUCCAUUUGAAAGAGCAGGGCAUCCUCCAGAGGCUCUGGGGGGCCUGUGGAAGAAUCAGGAGCCUGAGUACUCCUGGAGGGCUGGACUCAUUUAUACAGUGGCUACUCAGAAGCUUCCACAGACUGACUUUGCCCGGAAAUUGGAUGGAAAUGCAGAGAAAGCAAGAAAUCCCUGCUGAAUCUCAGACUCUCACAAGUUCUGGGAAACUGUCUCUGUGAGCUACUGUCUCUCAACAGCGAAGAGGAGGCAGAAGAAACGUAGGGCUGGGCAUGUAGCUCAGAGGACACAGUGCUUGCCUAGCA
Nannospalax galili (Upper Galilee mountains blind mole rat) is the source of this 4912-nucleotide messenger RNA. It is a transcript of the gene Pex5l, whose product is annotated as peroxisomal biogenesis factor 5 like. Lineage: Eukaryota; Metazoa; Chordata; Mammalia; Rodentia; Spalacidae. The transcript has 16 exons. Gene Ontology annotation, biological process: protein import into peroxisome matrix, docking. Gene Ontology annotation, molecular function: protein binding. Gene Ontology annotation, cellular component: cytosol; peroxisomal membrane. Bases 250 to 2202 code for a protein of 650 amino acids. The record is from RefSeq and is a predicted model, not a curated record.